AUGAAAUUUUCUAAGAUAAGCAUAGCAAUGGUGGCGAUAGGUCUUGUAUCUAUUGAAAGGUGCCUGUGUGCAGCGGAGACAGAAGCUGCAAAGCCUGAUCCUGUGGCCAAAAGCGACAAUAACGCCGAUAUUAUUGUGUGUCUAGUAAACAGUGGGUUCACGCCCUCUACUGACAGUAGAAAAAAAGCCCCAGCUCCUGUAGAGAAAAAAGCUACUGCACAGAAUCCAAGCAAAGAUGGGGACGAAAAAGAAGGCGACGAUGGCAAGAAGACGGAUGAUGAGGCAGCGCCGGCGGAGCCCGAACCCAAAGAAAAAGAACAGCCCUUGGGAGGAACAAUUGCGGCCCAGAUUUGCUUUAGAACGGAUAUAAACGUGGAUGAAGUACUGAAGAAGAUCAAUUCCAGCCGCUCUGCUGCCAUGAAGCAAUUUGUUGGGGAAGAGCACUACAUUGACAGUGCAAACUUUUCGCUUGUUAUAACAGAAAAACCUGCAAAGGAAUCUUCCGAAAGCUCGAAAUCCAUCAAAGUUAUAGGACUGACUAUCUCCGAUAAAUCCAAUUACAUGGAAAAAAGAAGAAAGAAAGAAGAUUUGUCGGACAUUAUAAUGACGCUGGUUCUUUCAGAAGAUGACCACAAAGAAAUUAUUGGCAUAUGUAAAGAUAGUUCUACUGAAAAGGAAUACCAUAUACAUGCCAAUAAUAUAACAGUCCCAACCUCUAAAAAUGGGUCCUCGAGUAAUUCGGGCUGUGUGUAUGAGCCUCGCGAAUUGUACAGUGAGCGCCGCAACCUCACAGACUUUGUUAAACACAUUAAGAACGAUAGUGCAGACAGCAGCGAUGACCAAGGCUUCCUCGCAAAAUACUGGGUUGUAAUUCUUGUUGGGUCCAUUAUUACAGUUGCAAUAUGCUGUGUUGUUGGAUAUUUGGUUAGUAACAAAGAUAGGAAUUAG
Molecule: messenger RNA, 948 nt
Organism: Nematocida major
Lineage: Eukaryota; Fungi; Microsporidia
Exons: 1
Coding region: 1-948 (315 amino acids)
Source: RefSeq, a predicted model, not a curated record